Molecule: messenger RNA, 3811 nt
Organism: Ananas comosus (pineapple)
Lineage: Eukaryota; Viridiplantae; Streptophyta; Magnoliopsida; Poales; Bromeliaceae
Product: protein ETHYLENE-INSENSITIVE 2-like
Exons: 9
Coding region: 540-3647 (1035 amino acids)
Biological process (GO): ethylene-activated signaling pathway; metal ion transport
Cellular component (GO): membrane
Molecular function (GO): manganese ion transmembrane transporter activity; cadmium ion transmembrane transporter activity
Source: RefSeq, a predicted model, not a curated record
UCAUGCCAGAUUGAUGUUUUCGGUAACAUUUGUUUCAUUAGAUGGUUUAAGGGUUCUGGUUCUGUGACCUGUUCAAUAUUGAACUUUUGAUGCAUUAUUUAUGGCUGCUUACUUUUUAUAGUAAUUUUCAUUACAUUAUGUCUGAUUCCAAAAUUCGGCGGACGCCUUCUGUUAAUAUUGCAAGUGCUUUGUAUCCAAAAAUGAGUGCAUUAAUUGGGGAUCUGCAUGUAUGUGAAAUCAACACCUUGGCUUUCAGAUCUCAAAUUUCCCUUGGCAAUUGGAUUUUCGUGCGAAGAAAAGCAUCCGGUGGAGAAUUGGCAAGUUUCAAACUUUUCAAAAGUGAGGUAUUAAAAGCUGGAUACGAGUCCUUACAUUCUGCUGUUAGCUUAAAUUGCAAGACCUGUUGGCCGAAAGUGGAAGAUUUGUUGGAUACUGGUUCAUUUCGCCUCCAGAAAUAUCACUAUUAUGCGAGUAUAGUUCCUGACUUCAAAUCCUGCUAGAUAAAGUGCUUUGUGACUACUUGAAAGUUUGUAUCCGAGAUGUCAGGUGUGAAACUGCAAGUUUUCACCAUUUUCCAAGCAGAACUAUUCUUAUCAUUGGAAUAUCUUGACCUUGGUAAAUGGGUAGCAGCUAUCGAGGCCGGUGCUAUGCUCGGAACACAUCUCAUGAUAUUAUCAGUGUUUAUCAAUUUCACUUCUAUUAUUUUCCAGUACCUUGCUAGUCGUAUUGUCAUGGUCACAGGAAGGAAUCUUGGUGAGAUUUGCAGCGAGGAGUACAGCAGGUUGACAUGUGUAAUUCUCGGUGGUGUAGCUGAGCUAUCCAUGAUUGUUUCAGAUCUGAUAACGUUUUUAACCGUUGCGCAUGGAUUUCAACGAUUAUAUGGGCUGAGCCAAUUCGAUUGUGUCCUUUUAUCUGCUAUUCUUCCUCUUCUAAGUCCUUUUACUUGGACCCUCCUGGGUUCUUUCAAAGAGUCGAUAUAUAUUACUAUAUCAGGUUUCACAUUGCUCUUUUAUCUUCGCGGGAUGCUUGUCAACCAAUUAGAUGUUUCACCUGUCACUUAUGCUAAGCAUUCAGGAUUGAAUAUGGAAACUAUUUGUUCAGUGACUGCUCUUCUUGGCUCAAAUAUUAUGCCUCACUAUUUUUUCAUUUACUCUGCUAUAUUGCAGCAGCAAAGCAGAUCGACAAAUUUUUGUACCGGCAAAGAUGUUCAUAAGAAACUUUUCACCAUAAUACCUAAUUUUUCUAUAAUUUUCUCGGUCAACUACAUGUUGAUGCGCUCAGCAGCAGCUGCAUUUGGUAACACUGGCCAUUUUAUGCCUACUUUUCAAGAAGCAUUUAUGUUGAUGGAUCAGAUCUUUACAAGUCCGACAGCAAGUUCUACUUUCGGUGUUGUUUUCUUCAUCUCUAGUCUGGUUACAUCUGUAAAUCGGAAUCUUGGUCAGCAAGUGGUUUUACAUAAUUUAUUUCGCAUUGACCUACCUGUUUCGAUUCAUCACCUUAUAGUGAAAGCUCUAGCCACCAUUCCAGCUCUGUUGUUCCUACGCAGUAUUGGUUCAGCGAAUAUCUACCCUUUGCUUCUUUUCUUUCAAGUCAUUGUAGCUAUUCUGCUGCCACCAUCAAUUCUUCCUCUUUUGCGUAUUUCGUCGUCAAAAUCUCUGAUGGGUGUGUUCAAAAGCUCAAUGCUUUUAGAAAUUCUCCUUUGGCUUGCAUUACUUGUCAUUGUUGCAACAAAUAUCAUAUUUAUCGUGGCAUUGUUGCUCGGAGAUAGCUGCUGGUUUUCUGAACUGUCGGGAUUCCUCUAUGUUACUGUUCUUCUUCUCGCUUUGACAUCAUUGGGCUUUACAAUUUAUUUGGCCUUCGAACCAUUAGCAUCAACAAAAAUUAGACCAGAAAUGCAGAUUCUCAAGUGGGCCACGCAAAAUGAUCAAUUUGAUCUGCCCAAGAGUAACGAAGAGAAGUUCGUGGAUAAUAAGAAUGCAUUAUAUCAUGAUCAAGCUUUCGCAGAACAAAGAAAGGCCGAGAAUUCCCUGGAGAUUGAAUCUGGUGGACCAGUUCUUCUGUCUAAUCUUGAUCAAGUUAAUACAGUUACUGGUUCUGAAUUUGAUGUUAAGGAAUGGAGAGAUGAGCCUUUUGUUGGGGAUUUUGUUAAUGAGAUUGCUCGGCAAAGUGACGAAUUCAAAGCCCCAAGCGAGAGGAAUGAGGAACUAGAAGUGUUUGUGCGUGACAAGAAGGCUGAAGACACCAGAGACAUUUUCAAACCUUUUAGCAUUCCAAUUAUUUCACCUUUCGGCGUGAAUCAAUCUUCAAAUAAUGCGAGAAUAAAAGGUAACAUUUCUGGUGUUGUUGAGAGCAAAAGUACAGCGGCAACUGGACUUAGUCGUUCUGGGCGACGCAACUUGGCGGCCAUUCUUGACGAAUUCUGGGCGCACAUUUUUGAUUUACAUGGGAAUCUAACAGAGAAAGCAAAGAUCAUAAGAGCAGAUCUUCUACUUGGAUUGGAUAUAAAAGUACUCUCUGCAGGAAAAGAAGCUUCUCAGAAGAAUUUAGACUCUGGAACUCCUAAUAUCGACAAAUCUUCUGUUACUGAAUCUACCGGGCCUUAUAAUGAUUCUUCUUUGGUUGUAGUUAACGUCCCCUUGGGCUAUACGAGGAACAUCCCUACAUCGCCUGCUGUUGCCAAGCUGAAAAAGUUAAUCAGGCUUUCUUUUCUCAAUGGACGAGGUGACCAAUCUGAAGAAGAAUUGUCAGAAAAGAUUCUGUCUCUGGAUAAGUUGGCACAUGAACAAGCAAAGAAUCAAAAUAUCCCCGUCGUAAAAUCGGGAGGUUUUUACUCGUUAGAAUCAAAACUAAAUGAGAACUUUUUGUCUGAGCCAAUCAGCCCGAUAGUGGACUCGCAACCUUUCUGGGCUACUCAACCGUUGGAAGGAAUAUUCAGCACGACGAUUUUAGCCAGAAAGGGAGAGAGGCCCGGCGAAUUCAAAAGAGCUUUCACUCCAAAGGUUACGUUUCCGUUUAGAGAAGCGGAAGGCUUGGUUUUAUUCUCUCUCCGUGUUUGCUUCGGCAAGCUUUUGAAUUUGGACGGUUCUGAUUGGUUGUUCGCUCAAAAAGGAGGUUAUGAUGAGGAGCUAAUAGACUCAGUGGCCGCGGCAGAGGGAUUUCAACCAGGAAUGGACAAGGCUUGGAAGGGCACUGAGGACGAAGUCGUGAAUCUCUGGUUGUCAAUUCCUAAUUGUGGCGACAAAUGUGUUUGGCAAUCUCACCUCGUUGUUAGCUUUGGAAUAUGGUGUAUUCACCGUAUAUUGGAAUUGCUUAUCGUGGAGAACCGGCCUGAGUUCUGGGGAAAGUACACCUAUGUUCUUAACCGGCUUCAGGGCAUACUUGAUCCCGCAUUCUUAAAGCCUCGCAUGUUCCUCGCCCCGUGCCAUUGCCUCAACCGCGCAGAAAUGAAUGUAAGUUGGACUGAAUCUACUGGCGCAAACUUUGUUCUGCAAAUGCUUAAGGACGUCGAAAGUGCUAUAUCGGGCCGUCGAGGCCGAGCUGGGACUGCAGCAGGAGAUGUUGCAUUCCCGAAGGGCAAGGAGAAUGUGGCGUCGGUCGUCAAGCGCUACAAGCGCCGGCUUUCCAAGAAGCCAUCUGGUGCAAAUUAGAAGCUGUUUUUUUCGAAUCUCGAAAUAAUUCUCCAUAGUUUGGAGUAACUGAGAAUAAAGUUUGGUGUUUCUCAUCAUGGAUUGAAAUUGAGGAACAUGACUUGCUCUGGUUGUUCAUUAAUGCCAAUUAAUGAGUUGUGCUUUCAUGGUGGUUUUGCUUUUAA